This is a messenger RNA of Funneliformis mosseae, 664 nucleotides long. The record is from the annotation of a GenBank genome assembly. NCBI's taxonomy places the organism in Eukaryota, Fungi, Glomeromycota, Glomeromycetes, Glomerales, Glomeraceae.
AUGGCCAUUAAUAAAGAUUAUAAAUGGACGUCCUCGACAUAUAGUAAACGCACUAAUGGAAUUUUACAACAAAAAUUAGAAAAGUGGAAAGAGGAUACUGAACGAAAUGAUUGGUCUUUUGCAUUAUCAGUAUCAGUGGUACUGUCAGCACCAUUAGCACCAUUAGCAUCAUCAAAAUCAUCAAAAUCAUUAAUAUUAUUAGCACCAUUAGCAUUGAUAGCAUCAUCAGUACCAUUAGUAUCAUUAGCACCAUCAGUACAACCAGUACAGUCAGUACCAUUAGCACUAUCGGCACAACUGGUACAAUCAAUACUAGUAGUAUCGUCAGUACUAUUAGUACCAUCAGCACAAUCAGCACAAUCAGUAUUAGCGGUACCAGUUGUAAAAUCAACAGAAUAUCAGAUUGGAGAUCUUGUAAGAGUAGCUAUUCCUAAAAUUGAUAGAUUUAGUAUUGAUAAUCUUAUUAUUCCAUGUAGAAUUAUGAAAAAAAUUGAAGAUAAAUAUCAAGUUAGAUCAAAGUUUAAAAUAAUUGAAGUUUGUUAUUCUGCUUAUGAGUUAGAACCACUUAGAACAACAUUUUUUCCUGAACUAGAAAAUAUUCCUUUUGAUAAAAUAUCAAUAAGAGAAGCUUUACAGCUUCAAAGUGUUAGAUUAAUAUCAAAGG